This is a messenger RNA of Penicillium macrosclerotiorum, 1011 nucleotides long. RefSeq lists its product as uncharacterized. The record is from RefSeq and is a predicted model, not a curated record. The coding region runs from base 1 to 1011 and encodes 336 amino acids. The transcript has 3 exons. NCBI's taxonomy places the organism in Eukaryota, Fungi, Ascomycota, Eurotiomycetes, Eurotiales, Aspergillaceae.
AUGCCGUUCAUCUUCCCGAGAAAACACCGCCAUUAUAAGGUCACACAAUACCUGAUGAUUGCUGAGCUGCCGAUUACGAUCGUCAUCUUGACACUGACGGGCAUUGCAUCGCAUGACCUAUACCGGACCUUGUUAUGGCAGGAUGGAGCAGACAACGGUUUCAACAGUUCACCUGACGAGGAGCUCUAUGCUGCAGCCAACUAUCGGCCCUAUACGUCUCCCUUGGUUUGGUCAUCAUUUAUGACCAACUACAACCUAGUCUUGGGAGUUCUUAGCACAUUCUUCCUAAUCGUCAAGUAUCCUCUUCAUGCCAUGCAGCUGUUCUUUCCUCCAGUAGCAACGUUCAUCCAAGGCUCUCUCAUUGCGCUCUAUAUCGUAUCGGCACGUUACCAGGCUGGCCCUGACAUGUCCGAUCCCAAGCACCCCCAGCCUGGACCGCCAUGGUACAUUACGAAGAAUUGCAAUGUGGCGGCAAAAAAGUCAAACAUUGGAUACUGUCAGCAGGCAAAAUCGCUCUUUGCUGUCACCAUCAUCCUUAUAGUUCUUUAUGCCGUGCAGUUCGGGUUUGUCCUACACUCCUGCUUCAUCACGGACGAGGAACGCAACCAGGUUCUUGAGGAGAGAGAAGAGAAGCGCGUCGAAAAGGAGUUUGAGGCUGAGAUCAUGAAGUCACCUAGCAUGAUCCCUUUGACUCCCGCCUUCUACGGCCAAGACCAUCCCAUGCUACCCCGGACUCCUGGGUACCCACCCUUGGCUUCUGCUGGGCCGGUGACAAAUGGAGGCAAUCUUUUUGCGCCUCAUUCUGCACGGAUACCGGCCUUCAAUCGACUGGGAAGUAGCAUGGGUAGCAGCAGUCCCUCAUCAGAUCUCCCGCUACGCAACAACAAUAACAACCACCAUGAUCUGCCAACACCUCCAAUUCCAUCACAGCCACAGACUCCAGAAACUCAGUAUGGACAAGGAUCGCCAAUGUACUUCCCUCCACCGCCUAAGAAGCCAUCAAAGAAGUAA